CUGUAGUCCCGGGAGGGUUUGGGAGGGGGCAGUUGGCUCCAGUUGCUGUCUGGGUCUCUUUGUGUGGCUAAAGCAACGUCUCGCCGCUGGCUGCCAUGAGCGAGACCCUACACAAAAGCAAGUGUUCGUGCCAUCUCCUUUGGCUUACGCGGGAGAAGGACUCCAGGGUCCACGUACCCUUGUUUGGGACUCUAAAAUUGUGUGGAAUAAUUUUAUUGUGGGAUGAAGAAUGCUUUAGAUGGAUGAGACGUAGCAGUUCUUCAGGGCAAGCUGUUUAGUCCUGGAGGAAAAGUAAGUGGAUUACCCAGGCGCUGGUGGGAUUGCUUUAUUAUGGCACAAAGACACGUUUCCCGACACCACGGCGGCUGCCCCCGAGGGUACCUCGUCUGGUGAGCUUCAGAGUUAUUGGCACCACUGAGAUCAAGGAGGCAGUUGGAUGGGAUAAUGCCUGAGCUCCGUUGGUUAAACGUCAUGCCCCCAAGCUGGGUACAAGAUUGGGCAAUGGGUUUCAGGGUCGGAUUCUGUGUCCACUUAACAGCAUUCAGGGUUCCUCAGUCCUGCUUUCCGGGUAGGUUUUGCUCAUCAGGAGGAAUAUGCUGGGGAAAUCUGGCUCUUACUGAAGAUGUGCUUUCUGCAAAGCAAAGAAUGAGUUUCCACAGCCCAAGGAGUCUUUCCCCUCCUCUGCUGAAUCUUCUAUCGCACCCCGCGGGCACUGCGGCAGCUGGAAUUGAGGUACCAAAGGGCCACACUCAAAACACCGGAGCAUCCUGUAACCCUGGCUGCGCCGCUGGGCAUCCGGGUGCGGGAGAGACUUGUGACACAGAAAAUAAGCUGCAUUUAACAUUUUACCUUGUUUUUCCGUGCCCAAAGGCCUGGAAGUCCCACACUGUGGGCAUCCUUCGUGCAGCCACAGGCAGUGGGGGACGGUGCUUGUCUGUCCCUUGUGCAUGUUCACGGCAGUUCCUCUGUGGGUGAGAGCUCGUCGUCUUGUUUCCCCGCGGCACUUGACUCCAGGCUGGUGGUCUUGUGGCAAUAGGAGCUGGUUGGGAUGUUCUGUUGUGAAGCUCUAAAUGCUCCUUGUGCUGUAGGGGCUCCGUUAUAACGAACUGAACCGCAGUCUGCGAACGUGUAGGGUGUUACUCCAGGUAAAGCCAAGAAAGACGAACAGCAGCUAAUCCCACAUGGCAGCAGGUGGGGAGGGAAAUCCAUGCCUGGAUGCACGAGGAGCCCCACCAGGCCCUGGUAGGACACCCGGCUGGAUCUGGUGUCAUCUGAAGCUGGGUGGGGUGGCCAGGACACGGCACUGGUCAUCGCUGUGCCCAGCGUGGGAUGUGGCUGGGGACAUCCUUAGGAGCCACAUCUGGGACACGUGUCGAGGCCAUGGGACACAAAGUCUUGUUGAACCGCAGCUGGUGCAGCCCCAGGCAGAGGCCUCCGCUGCUGCUCGCGGCUCCUCCGGCGCGUCCUGGUGGGUUUUCCCUCCCCAGUUUCCGAUACAGGAACCUCCCUCGCAGCAAACACCUUUUGGGGACUUCUCCACCUUCCCUCAAAGGCUGCUCAGCCCCUCGUGCCCUUGCUGAGCUCUUGCUUAGACGCUCGCCCACCCCUCAAUAAAUCACAGCAGCCCACAAGCGCUUGGGCUCCAUCCAGCCCCCACCUGCUGCGGGAGGGCGAGAGGGAGCAAGACGUGGGCAGGUUGUGAGGACACCCCCGGAGGACGCUUCUUUCCUGCCUGUGCUGCAGGUGCAGAGACCUGGGGCCGCGUUCCACAGCUGCUCUUGUUUUAUUUUGGUUUGGUUUCUUUUAAAUUUUUUUUCAGGAAAGCGAGCUGUUGGAGCACACGGCAGCGUGUGGAAAGGCGGGCAGCGGCAGGGUGCGGGGGCCGGGGUGAGAUGCGGCACGUCCCGCGCCGGGGCUGAGCGUGGAAACGUCUGGGCGCGCUGCGGCCGCGACAGGGCGGGGGAACGUCGCUUUUUCAUCUUGUGAGAUCAAAGAAACGUCCAGCUGCGCGGCGCUGCAGCGGGGCGGCGGGGGGCUGGGGCUGUCCCCGGCCACCGACAGAGCCAGGGCUGGCUGCUGGGGUGAGGAACGCGGCUGCCAGUGACUCCAGAGCCCCCCCUGGGUCGGCUUUGCUGAUAGCCGCAAAAAAAUUAUAGAUGCAAAAAAAAUGCAUUUAUUUAUUUAUCUGUGGGUGCAGGUGGAUAGUUUCCUCCUGCGGCGCUUCUCACCCGCCGAGGCAGGGUGCUGGGGGACGGUGAGCGUGCCCUAGCCGUACCCCGUCCCUGGCAGCGCUCCCGGCCUCCCCGUGACGCACCCGGGGCCGCAUCCAGCCCUCCCCGCCGUGCCCGCAGCCACGGCAGGGCUGCGGAGGUCAGGUAGGGAAGGGCAGUGGAAGAGCGUCUCCCCUGCCCAGGUCAUUCCCAGCCACCCCAACGCUCCCCCCGUGGGAUGGGCCUGGGGGGGGUGUGAUGAGUGUGUCCGUCCUGAGCCGGGAGGUGAGCGCUGCCACCGCCGUUGAUGGGACCUGGAGCUGCUUCUCUCCCCGCGGGAGGUGCCGGCGCGGCCGAGCCAGAGCCACCGGCGGAGUUGUGGUGUGGUCGUUUCAAAGCGUGACAAUAGCGAAAACCCUGGUUUAAUGAGCGCUUCAGCUUUUAUGGAAUGUAAAAGUCUUAAAAUUAAUUGAAACAAGCUGGAAAUACAAUUUUUUUCAGCCUGAACGGAAGCAGCUGGGAAAAAAUAAAAAGGGCUUUGGGCUCUUUUUGGCGCUGUUUGCCGUGCAGCCGUGUUGCUUCGGGCAGGAGCUGCAUCUGCCGGCCGAGGCGAAGCCCCAUCCCAGGUCCCUCGCCUUUGCAAAUCGCUUCCACUUGUAGAGAAAAGAAAGAAAAAAAUAUAUGUAGCUUGAAAAUGCAUGUAAAAUCCCUUUUCUUUACUCCUUAGGGGCUUGGAAAUGGCUUCAGUUCCUCUGGGGUGUUUGACAGACGCCCUCGUUGCACGCUCUAAACCCUUCCGGUGAACGCUCGUUUACACGGAAAAGUGUUACGAUGAUUUUAUCUGAUCAGCCCUUGUGAAAUGAAAAGAGGAUGAUGUGAAUGGGCUGCAAGAAGCAGGCGAGAUGGACGGAGAGCUGCCCUGCGCUGAGGUGGACGGAGAAGUGUCCUCUGCCCCGGAGGAUCUGGGAGGAGAGAUGCCCUGUGUGGAGAGCGAUACCGAAGGAGAGGUUUCCUGUGCUGAGAGCGAUGCAGAAGGAGAGAUGCCCUGUGCUGAGACCAACGGAAAAGAAGAGGCACCUUGUGCUGAGAGCAGUGUGGAAGGAGAGCUGCCCGCCACCGACAGCAAUGGGGAAGGGGAGAAGCCCUGUGCCGAGAGCGACGAGAAAGGAGAGGCAUCUUGCUAUGAGAGUGAUGGGGAAGAAGUACCAGACACUGAAGUCCCUGCUGCUUCAAAGAAAAUGUUUUCAAUUUCUUCUCCCUUGCGAGCGAUCAUCCGCCUGCGACGACGAUACCGGGUGCAAAAGAAAAGCCGUCUGCAUUUAGAGCUCCCUCGAGAAAAAUCCUCAGAGCUUGCCCACGCGAGGCUGCUUCAAAGGCAGCUUUCCCUGACCCGAACUGGCCUGUAUGGCCCUUCCAUGUCCUUCCUCAAUCAGAGCAGCUUCGAAACUUCCCAGUACUUCACCUUUGACACGUCUGUAGAACAGUAUGCUAUGAAAAAAUGCAGGAGGAAAAAGAAUCGAAGGAAAUCUAGAAUAGUCUUGUAUCCAGAUAAAACAAAAAGAUACCUUCCAACGGAGGAGAAGAGCAAGGCAAAACGCUGCCUCCUCCUGCUCAUCGUCAUUAUCUUCUUCCAGAUUCUCAAUGCGAUAGAGAACCUGGAUGAUAACCUCCAAAAAUACGACCUAGACGGUUUGGAGAAAACAAUGCACCGGGAAGUAUUUGGGCAGAAGGCUGCUGUGGAAAGUAUUAUGGAAUUACUGAAAGACUAUCUGGCUACCCACAUACACAACAAGCCUCUAGUAAUCUCUUUAAAUGGCCCGACAGGGGUUGGGAAGAGUCAUGUUGGCUGGCUGCUGGCCAAACAUUUUCGUUCCGUCAUGGACAAUGACUUUGUGCUUCAGUACUUUGUUAUGCAUCACUGCCCCAACGGGGUGGCUCCUCUCACUUGCGAAAUAGAUUUGUCUAAGAAAAUUUCUGACAUGGUUACAAGAGCCGAAAUAGAAGAGAAGAUACCGUUGUUUAUUCUAGAUGAGGUUGAACUCAUGUCUCCAGUCCUGCUGGAUACUCUCAGCCGAUUCUUCGAACCCAAUCAAACUAACGAGUUCCUCAAUGCCAUCUACAUUUUAAUAAGCAACAUAGGAGGUGGUGAAAUAACAAAGUUUGUUAUCCAGAAUGCAUCUGCUGAGCUUCUGCAUCAGCAAAGGGGAGUUGAAGAGCUGCUGAGCAUUGUCCAGCCUGUACUGAUCGAUGCCCACCCUCUCUGGAAGUCUGCGGACAUCAUCCCAUUUGUUCUUCUGGAGAAGAGUCACGUCAUAAACUGCUUCCUAGAGGAGAUGAGGAGUGAAGGGUUGUAUCCUGACCAGAAGCAUAUUGAAAAUUUAGCGAGUCAGCUGGGUUACUACACUACAGGGGACAAGCAGUACUCCAGGAUGGGCUGCAAGCAGGUUGUGGCCAAAGUCAACCUGCUGUAGUGAUUUACUGAAGAGACCAAGUCCUGCUCUCAGGAUUUGCACAGUUCUGGGCUUAUGGAGGAGUAGGUUACAGCAGCCUGUGGUUCAAGGUGUCCUUUCUCAGGCCUGCACUGACUCUGUCCUGGUGGAGGGAGAGGGACGGCAGCGCGGGCUCCUCUGCAACAUGGUCUCUGUUCUCCUCCAGAUGCUUCACUUGUUCCUAAUGUUCUGUGAAAAGGGCACAGGCAACAAAGCCCAAGCGACCUCUCAUAAACUGUGAGAUGCUUUGUUCCUCACAUGCUCAUUUGGGAUACUUUGUAAUUAAGGAGUUGUGAGAUGAGAACAGAAGCUGCGGGAUAUAAACAGGAGGAGGAAAUAGUAACCGGGUUACUGCCCCUGCAGCACACGUCGCUGUGGCUCACUCCUUCUCCAGGCUCACAGUCUUCAGCUCUUUGCUUUUCUUGGUCCUGGCUGGUGAUGUGCAGAGCAGAGGCCGUGCUGGACACCUGGGAGAACUGAAGGAAUUUGUGUCUCCUCAUCCCCCAGAUGCGUGGGCAGUCAGAGCUCUGCUCUCUCCAGCUCCUACAUGGCCACGUGCUCUGGAGACUGCUUUUUGGACCCGUUCCUGAGCUGCUGCUCUUCUGAGCUCAUACCUGAGCUCACCUUUGGCACCUCCAGCGAGAUUUCUGCCCUGCAAGUCUGUUUGGGCUCGUCUGGAAGACUCUCGGCUGUGCCAGUCGGUGCAGAAAUAACCACUGGAUUGUUUCAGGUCUGGUGGUGGCAACUUGUCCUGAGAGCUCUUCUGCUUUUUGCUUUUGGGUACACUUCACCACGCUCAUUAUCUAGACAUCCCGAAAUAGCAACUGACAUAUAUUAAGCAACACACACUGGAAAAGACAGUUUGGGCUGUCUGGACCGAGAGCAGUGGGAAUUUUGGGCUUGUUCCCAGACCCGCGAGGCCAAGAAGAGGUUCUUUGCCAUUGAGAACCUGGGGAGAACAUGCUGCCUGGAAGGACCUCAGGAAAAGCACAUGUCCUUGUUUUGAGCAGGCAAACUGAGCAGAUAUUUAUGACAUUGCUUUUUCAGGUUUUGGUUUUGUGCCUAAAUCCCCUUCUAGAAGUUGCUGUGAAUUAUCAUGUACGUAAUCCUGUGGAUGUUUGCACUGGUUGUUUGAUUUGCCUCUUUGUAAUUGUUGGUUUCCAAAGUCUUCCGUCACAAACUCCUGCUUCCAGAGCUAUUGUCAGGAAUAAAUCCAAACUAUCCUGAAUAAAAUAA
Chroicocephalus ridibundus (black-headed gull) is the source of this 5935-nucleotide messenger RNA. It is a transcript of the gene TOR4A, whose product is annotated as torsin family 4 member A. Gene Ontology annotation, molecular function: ATP hydrolysis activity; ATP binding. Gene Ontology annotation, cellular component: nuclear envelope; endoplasmic reticulum lumen. NCBI's taxonomy places the organism in Eukaryota, Metazoa, Chordata, Aves, Charadriiformes, Laridae. The record is from RefSeq and is a predicted model, not a curated record. Bases 3113 to 4681 code for a protein of 522 amino acids. The transcript has 2 exons. Gene Ontology annotation, biological process: negative regulation of apoptotic process.